Messenger RNA from Solea senegalensis (Senegalese sole), 3004 nucleotides. Its product is annotated as aftiphilin-like. The coding region runs from base 146 to 2464 and encodes 772 amino acids. Gene Ontology annotation, cellular component: trans-Golgi network membrane; AP-1 adaptor complex. The record is from RefSeq and is a predicted model, not a curated record. Gene Ontology annotation, molecular function: clathrin binding. Gene Ontology annotation, biological process: intracellular transport. The transcript has 10 exons. NCBI's taxonomy places the organism in Eukaryota, Metazoa, Chordata, Actinopteri, Pleuronectiformes, Soleidae.
ACAGCCCAGUCUUUACUUCACGGAUAACGAUGCUCCUGAGAGGUGAUGGACAGCGAAGCUACGCCACUGACAGACAAGGCGUGACGACAAAGCAAAGUGAAAGACUGUUGGUGCAUGAGGCCUUCAGGUUCUGCUAGGGAAACGCAUGGAGCCAUACAUCAUGCCCUUGCACUCCUCAUCUCCCCCUCCAUUGGAUGAUGAUGGUGACGGGGAGGCUGGAUCAGAUGACGACGAGUUUGGAGACUUUGGGGUAUUUUCCUGCUCCCCUCCAGGCUUUCCCAGUUCCAUUAAGCCACCACCAUCUAGCCUCAAAGAGCCUGCUCCUGCCACUAAGGCAGCCAAAGACCCACCCACCUGCAACUUAAACCACCCUGUUGAACAAUUCCAAACUCUAUCCAGCCUGGGCUCAAAUUCUGUCAGAGGUGAGGGUUUUGAUGCUGAAUUAUCUUCACAUCUCACAAACGGAUAUGGUGAAGGAGGCCACAAUUCUGAGGCCCAUGAUGCCCCUGUAGUAGGGACUUUCUCUUACAUGGAGGAAAGUGGAUUUGCUGAUUUCACUGUGUUCUCAGAACAGGCAGCUCACCCCUGGUGCUGUGGCUUCUCUCCCUUAGGCAACCCAGAGAAGUGGGUUGGUGAAGUGGAAGGGUCAAAUAUGGGUGAACAAAUCUAUGGUCCAGCUGAAGCUAUAAUGAACUCUGAGCCCAAAUCUCUUUGUGUACAUGAGGCUAGAGAAAAUAUAUGCACUAAGGUCAAUCACUGUGAGAAUAGAGAUGCAGCAAUCGUGCACUCAUCUCAGGACCACCAUCAGCCUCAGGAAGCUGUAGCAGCUUUUGAUUCUGAGCAGCCUUGUUUUGCAGAGGAGGAUACAGGCAAUGAUGGGGACAGCUGGAGGGAAAUUAGGUGUCGUUUAAGGUCUUUACAAACCUCAGAGCUGCACGAGGAUGAAGAGUCAGAGAAGCCCCCGACAGUCAGUGUGUAUGAAUCUGCUUUCGAGGACCUGUCUUCUAUCUGUGAGGAUUUCUCAUUUGAAGGUAUCUCUUGUGACCUGGAACCAAAUGUUUCAUCUCUUGCUUCGCCAGACAAUCAGAGUGACUGGGACCAGACUGAUGAUGAGGAUGAAGAACUGGAAAACCACAAGCGUUCUGACUCUUUUGGCAACAGCAGCAUGACAAAUCUCAGCCAAAUUGAGGAAGAGAAGUGUUUUCAUCAAUCUGUGACUCAGGAAACCUCUGCUACCUCCACACAGUCACGUUCUCUAACACGUAGAGGAGAUGAAUUUUCAGACUUCAGUGACAGUGUUUGGGAGCAUCACAGGGACCAGGAAUGUGUUCAAGACGUGACUGUAAUGGUGCAGAGUCUUGGGACCCUCCCGCCGAGUGACAGCUUUGCAGAUUUCUGCUCAGCGCCCACGCAGGAAGAUGGAGACGGGUCUUGGGCAGUGUUCCAGGAUAAGAGGGAUCAAGAGGAGGGACAAAUGAGGACACAGGUCAGAGACCAAGUCAGCAGCCUGCACAUUGAUGGGUGUACUGAGGAAGAUCAGGACCAGGUGCAACAAUGUGGAGUUUUAAAGAGAAACAGCUGUCAGGUGUUGUUUUCCUGCCGUGUUCAGCAGCUUCUUUGGACCACUUUCCCAGAGGUCGUGGUCCCAGCUAUGGAAGGUGAGGAGGAAGCACAGAGCCUUGGCACUUUGCUCCUUUCCCGACACCUGACUGAGAGUGAGGAGGAGAAGAUGCCUGAGCUCAACAGUGAUCAGUGGGUUCAGCAGGGCCUGUGUUGGCCACACAAAGAUAUCCACAGUGCAGUUGGCCUCCGGUUUCAGUGGAGAGGUUCCCAUACAAAUAUGUCUCUGCUCCGGUGCCUCGGUGUGGACACAAGAAACAAUGUGUUCAUUGGAGCAAAGAAGUCAGUAGCUGUGUCUACUUUUGCAUCCAACCUGGGAAAACUUGAUCCCACAAAAGAUUCUGCACCAGCUGCCCGUUCUACUGCAAACACAGCAGGGACACCACAAGAAUUCCCAGGUCCCCACGUCAAACUGGACCCCUCAAAAGACUCAGUGCAGGAGGCGCCCCCUUCCGGUCUGUUGGAGCGGAGCAGCCGUCACCUCAGCAGCUCUCAGGACGACUCCUUUGCUCUCAACCUGGAUUAUUUUGGCCCUGAGGAGAAGAGCAGAUCCAACAUCUGCAGCAACAGUCCUCCACCAGGAGUUGAUCGUGAGCUCUAUGAGUUGACCAUGAGCAACCUGGAAUCCAGCAGUAGCAGCCGCCACCUAGAGGACACUUUGAAUCGCCUGAUGUCUGCUGCAGAGAAGACCAGCACUGCAGUCAGGAAACCACUACAAGAUGAAGAGCUGAGUGCCGAGAGCAGCAGUGUGAUCGCUGGACUUCCUAACUUAUCCUUUAUGAAAGCUACUGUGCUCAUGUUCCCAAGCAUCCUCAUACCCAAGGAGUCCUUAGUUUUAGAGUGAUUUUUGCACACAUACACAUACAUGUUGGUCAAACUACUUCACCUGCUGGCCAUCUGCUGGCAUAGCUCUAAAAAAAGAGGCUAUUAACUACUAGAGAGUCAGAAUAUCUUCAUGUGUUUUGGCUCAUGCAUUAAUUAAAAUGUGUCGUAAUCACCACAGUGUGAAGAGCAAGCGCUGCUAUUUUAAUGUUAUGUUUAAUGCACAAAAGUCAAAGUGCUAUUUUAAGUAAAACUCCUUUAUUGACGUUUCAAAUAAAAGUGUUUUAAUUUGCAUUUUUUUUUAAAUCAAAAAGGGAUAAUACAUAUUAGGUGAAAAGGCAGCAGCAAAGUGACCUUCAUGUGUUAAAUGUGAAACAAUAUUGUCCUUUGAUGAAAAUGUAUUGUUACAUUAGGCUAGUUGUUUAGAUUUACAUUCCUAGUUUAACCAGUUUGUCUUCCUUUUUUUGCAAUAUUAUAUUUGCACAAAAUGUUUAAGAGAAAUCUCAAGGCUAAUUUAUAGACAUAAAAAAAUAAAACAACUGAUAUAUCUACAUUUUUGUCA